Messenger RNA from Loxodonta africana (African savanna elephant), 6255 nucleotides. RefSeq names its product nucleic acid binding protein 1 (gene NABP1). Gene Ontology annotation, biological process: response to ionizing radiation; mitotic cell cycle checkpoint signaling; double-strand break repair via homologous recombination. NCBI's taxonomy places the organism in Eukaryota, Metazoa, Chordata, Mammalia, Proboscidea, Elephantidae. The record is from RefSeq and is a predicted model, not a curated record. Gene Ontology annotation, cellular component: SOSS complex. The coding region runs from base 501 to 1115 and encodes 204 amino acids. The transcript is spliced from 7 exons. Gene Ontology annotation, molecular function: DNA binding.
GCUUGCUCAACGAGUGGUUGGGUGACCUUCAGGAAACUGACUCACUUUCCUGGAUCUUAAUUUAAUAUGCCUAAAAUAAGGCCGUUGAACUUAUCUCCAAGUUCCCUUCGGGUCCUGAAAUUCCAGACUUGUAGCCAAGGAUCCCUUCACCACCCGUUAUUCCUUCGUCCCGGACCAGCCAACCUGGCCAGAACCCUCUUCUUAUUCAACUGCACACCUUUUAACGUACCCACUGGAUCCUAAGCCCAGCAAUCGUUCCCCGUGACCUCUGAACUAAAGGGCAGGGAACGAAACCUGAUCUCUGCGGGGAAAAGGCUCAGUGUCGCCUGGGCUGGUUUCCCCGGUCCCUGACCAACCGCUUUCUGCCCCUUCUCGCCACCCCGCCCAAGGUCUCCCCUCCGCCCUCAACCCCGGCCCGGGGGAGGUGGGGUGGGGUGGGAAGCCUCGUUCGGCUCCCUGCUCACCCGCGUCUCCGCUGCCGUAGCCGCACCUGCCUCAGUAUGAACGGGGUCAACGACCCGCCUCUUUUUAUAAAAGAUAUUAAGCCCGGACUGAAAAACUUAAAUGUCGUCUUUAUUGUCCUGGAGAUAGGACGCGUGACCAAAACCAAAGACGGCCAUGAAGUGAGAUCAUGCAAAGUAGCAGAUAAAACGGGCAGCAUCACCAUUUCUGUGUGGGAUGAGAUCGGAGGUCUCAUACAGCCAGGGGAUAUUAUUCGGUUGACCAGAGGGUAUGCGUCCAUGUGGAAAGGAUGUCUGACACUUUAUACUGGAAGGGGUGGUGAACUUCAAAAAAUCGGGGAAUUUUGUAUGGUGUAUUCAGAAGUGCCAAAUUUCAGUGAACCCAAUCCAGAUUAUCGAGGACAGCAGAACAAAGGGGUAUACAGUGAACAGAAGAAUAAUUCCAUGAAUAGUAGUAUGGGUACAGGUACAUUUGGACCAGUGGGAAAUGGUGUUCAGACUGGCCCUGACUCGAGGGGAUAUCAGUUUUCAUAUGCUGGUAGAAGUAAUGGCCGAGGACCUAUAAAUCCACAGCUACCAGGAACAGCCGAUAAUCACACAGUUAUGACCACAAUAAGUAAUGGCAGGGACCCUCGAAGAGCAUUUAAAAGAUGACCUAUGCCAAAUUACUCACAUGUAGUUUUUAAAACUACAUGUCCUACUUGAAUACUUACUGCACUUUUAUUUAUUGUUAACUGUGAAAAGUGUGUCUCAUAUAUUGGUUUCCUGUUACAUUUUUGGCUUGUUAAGAGAAGUGGUUUGUUUUUAUAGAAAAACUGUCAAGCUGCUCUAGUUUCCUAUUAAAGCAGGAACACAAUGAAAAGUAGAGGCAUUCAUUUUUAGAGCAAGCAGAUCAUUCAGUAGCCUCUAAAAAGUGUGCACCCAUUCCGUGGGUGAGUUACUUCAGACAUCAGCAGACAUCAGCUUUAUAGCCUCUAUGAGUCUGUCUUCUGUAUAAAGUUUGUAAUAUUUAAAAUAAGACUUAGUAGGAGAUGUUCUUUUAUCUUAAAUUCAGAUGUUGCCAACCAUAAAGCAAUAAUCACCAAAACAAAACUUGGUCAGUGCUCACUACAGUUUUUGAGUGUGACUGUGGGAGUGAUUGACUACUUCUUUGAGUGACUGCCAUUAAGAUUUUCCAAGGGCUGAGUCAUCCUAAAUUUUUUCUUUUUUUUUUGGUAAAAAACAAACCAACCCCAGAUUCUUUAUCAAAAUUAUGGAAUAGAAUGUGAUCUGUGGAAAGUAAUUUUUAAAGGAAAGCUACAUUUUAUUUUGGGAUAGAGCUCUUAACAUUUGUUACCAACUUUGUGGAAAUUUAAAACAGAUGCUUUUAAUAUAUAUAUAUUUUGAAACUACCCUGUUAAAUAUGAAAGUAUAAUCUGAGGGAAUUAUGAAGUCAUAAUAAACAUUGAUCUAAUUAUUUUUAAAAUGAUGGUAGAUAAACAGUGAAGGUGAUUAAAUUCAUGAAGAAAUAUGCAGUCUUCAACAAAAUUACAGGAUCCUAGGUGCUUACAGGUACUCACCCUGGAGUAAGAACCUUAGGUACUUUAUUUGAAAGGUUUUUUUUUUUUUUUUUUUUUGAUGCGUGCAUGUGUAUGAUGUAUUGUCGAAGUUUCUGAAGACAGUUCAUGUAGCCUUACUAGCAAAAGUUAAGAAAUGGCUCUCUGAAAGAAGUCAGUACAGUUUUAUUUAGAAAUGUAAUGGUGAAAUUUAUUCGUGCAUCAUAAAUGGUACCCAGUUUGAUCUUUUUCUGUAGGGUGAAUUACUGGUAAUUUUUUCUUCUGUUAAAAUUUAACUCUUCUUGAAUAUUACCUCGAAUAAAACUUGCAUUAAUGUUACCAGACCUAUAAUUUUUGCUCUAUCCUUUAAUGACUUAACGAUGGAGAGCCAGUACAUCUUGUCCCAAUUGUAUUCAUGGCUCAGCUUGGCGAUGACUUGGUUCUGCAGUUGUCACUUUAAUCUUUUUCCACCUCAAAUCACAGAAUAAGUUGACCUUGUUUCCUGAAGACUUUAUAGCAUUCGAAUAUAGUGAUUUAUGCCAGAUUCCUUGUUUGUUCUAAUUCAGUGUAUCUAAACAAUAUUUGAGUACACCCUAUGCCUUAGGCUCUGUGCAGAGAAUGUUAAAGGAUAGAUGAAGUAAUCUCAAGGAGCUAUAGUACUUUGGUAACUGGGGCUUACAUGUUACAAAAGUUUUUUUUUUUUUUUAAUGAUUAUUACAAUUAAUUUGGCUUUGUUCUGCUUUGUGCCCAAUAUUAAGACAUUUCAUAUUUCAGAUUGCCUCCAAAGACGUUAUCUAAGGAUUGGGACAUCAUUAAGAUUACAGAUAUUUAGAAUUUUAAAAAAUACUGAAAAUUAGUAUGUAAUUUCCUGCUUUUGUUUUACUUUGCUUUAAAUCUAAGUAGGAAAAAAAAAAAAGUAGAAGUAGGAGCAAAAAUACUGUAAGUUAUUUGUGGGAGAAUAUAGCAUCAGGGGUGAGUCUAAAAGAACUUUGGAGUUUGGGAAAAUUAAAAUGCUGUCAGGUGUGGAUUCCUGGACUUCCAAACUUGGCGUCGUUAUCUCGUCUGUGAUGUUGGGCAAGCUGUUAUACUUGAAACCUCUCUAAACCUUAUGCUUCUCAACUAUAAAACAAGUAAGUAAUAGUACCCCUUUGUGAGUUGUUUAAAGAUUGAUUUCAGACACAAUAAGCACUCAAAUGUUUGUUGUCUAACCAUGCUAUUAAUGCCUCGAGAAUAGAAAAAAAAAGUAGGGUUAGGUGUGGAAGUGCUAUCACCCUGAAAUUUGACAUGUUGGGGGAUUAAGUAGAGAAAAGACCUAAGCUUUUACUUUGUCAUUAAGUGAUACUUGCUUUAAUAAUAUAACCUUGUUCUGUGUUUGUUACAACUGAUUAACAGAUUUCUUUUUUCUUAAGGGAAGCCUCCAAAACCAAAGCAACAAGUGAGUUAUAACCCGUAAUGAAUAUUUGCCUUACCAGUCUACUUGGACAGAACUCAUCAAGAAGUUAAGAGGAAUAAAGUUUUCUCCCUUCCUCCUUCUGGUACUUUCGACCAUCAACUGCAAAAUAAGUUUACACAACACCUACUGGAAAGCAAAAACCAUCUAGUAUAAUAAUACACUAGGAUUUCUCCCCAUAUUAUUUCUACAAAACAUUUCUGAAGUGAUUGAAGUCUGAUUACACCAGCUCGCCCCUCCGGCCUGGGAGGGUUUUGUGGGGAAUUGCUACAGUUACAGAAACAAAGGUGGAAUCCGUAAGGCCAGAUGGCAAUACGUAACAGUGAUGCUGCAGUGUGCUUUCCCAUAGGCAUUUAAACAUGCAGGUUUCAUCCUAUUACUCUUUUCUUAGUGCACCGUCUCUCUCUGCUUUGUCCCUGUAGUAUUAGUAAUUUUGUUUUAAAUUUGAGGGCAGUUUAACUUGAGCAUACCCCGAGUAUAGUACUGAUUGCUACUUGUGUUUUUAUCAUUUAACAUUUUAAAAGAAUUUAUAGGUUGAGUAAUGAUACUGUGGGAAUGAUGCUAAAAAGAUAAGAGGCUAGUAAAAAAAUUAAAGCUUUAAUUUAUGAUAUGAGAAAAUUUAUAGGGAAGUGGUUUACUAGCCCUAAAGAGUUUUCUCAGAAGCUGCACAUGGGGAGUGUUUUGUUAGUUUGAAGACACACUGGUAGCUGUUUUAAGUUUAUAUAGAUUUGAAAUUUCAGCUAGUUACUGAAAUCCCUUUCCCUUUUCUAGUAGCGUUAACAUAAUGGCACUUUAACAAUUUUAGGGUGCAUGUGACUCUUAGAUGCAUUUCUUGAAAGGAGUGGAACAAUUUUAGAGAUAAAUCUGAACAUAGGAACAUGAACAUAGCAAUAUAGAACACUUUUCCCAAACUACAGCCUUCUUCAGUCUUAAUACUUGGUAUUACUUGCCUUUAUUACUGCCCCCUCCUCCUUUUUUAAGUCUGCUCCUCCUCUCACUGUGUUUUAUUCCUUACCUGGCGAGAGUCUGAGCAUUUCUGGUAGAAAAAGAUGGUCACAUUCACUCUCUGGGGUGAUAUGAGACGAGUAAAGGCAGGUGUACUUGGCCAUGGUGAAAAUCUGUGUAUUGAAAAUCUGUUCCAGCCCAUAAUUAAACAUUGGGGUAGUUAAAUAGUCCCACAUUUCUCAGAGUAGUUCUAAUGAUUAACAGGUAUGCUUCUGAGGAAAGUGACCUUUGGAAAAUAUCACUGUCUUAAAUGGUAUUGUGUUAGGCCCUGUGGGAGAAGCUAAACAUAUUUACAGAUGUAUUCAAUUUCCAGGUGCCUUGGAGUUUGUUUUAUAGGGAAUACACCAGAGUUUGGAUUCAGAUAACUGUAACCAAAUUAUUAUGGGUUUCUUAGCUAAAAGUGUCUAAUAAAGCUCAGAUCCCCCAUUGAAGAACACACUAGCUGACAAACCAUUAAUUUAGUAUUUUUCCCCAUGAAGAACAUUAGACCCAAAGAUGUUGAGAGCUUUUUACACCAUGAGCUAACCAGUGUGAUGCAAAGAAAAUCAACAUUUUAACAAGUUUGACUAGUAGACAUUUAAUUUCAUCCUUUUGAAAUGUCAUAUAGGUCAUCCACAAUUACAUUGUGGCUCACUGUGUUUUGAGAACAUGUCAACCCAAGGUUUGGAUAAUUAGUUAUUGAACUAAUAGAACACAGCCUCUUGAGAAUUGUUGACGUAAUCACGCUGCACACACCAGCACGCCGUACUCAUUGCCUAACCUCCCUCACUUAAGGAUUAUUGGCAUGUUUUUAAAAACCAAUUCUGUAUUUUACCUUUCCAAUCAAAAAUUUUAUGACUACCCCAUCGAAAUUUUAAGCUCUGAACAUAGAAGAGCUAGUUCAGUAUCUUGGUCCAUAUAUUUUUACUAAGAUAAUGGUUUAUGAGCCGCCUACAUGAGACUUCCCCGAGGACUCGUUAGAAGUACAGGUUACUCUGCUAUACCAGAAGGAGACUCUUAAGGGUAGACCUGGGGUGUUUGUGCUUUAAAUGCCCUGAAGAUUACUGUCUCCUACCUUUGAUAUCUCACCUUAUGCCCUAGUACAUAGACAUAACUUGAAAUUAUGUAUGUAUAAAUGCAUAUACACAAUUUGAAGUAUUUCAGCUUUAUGAACUCAGAAUACAUUGAAGUUAUGGAUUGUAAAUCAUGGAAAAAAUUGUACUCCACAGGGUAGGCUUGAUGGGUAAAGUAGGAUAGUGCCAAGUAGAAUAGAGGUUGAGGUAUCAAGUAUGUUCUCUGGGUGUGAGCACGGUAAAUUUUGAAUUAGAUUCUAUUAGCAUUUAAACUACGUCACUGUUGAGAUCAGAUUAUCUACAGUGGAGCCAUGUGGCUUCAUCUGAGACUAUGUAGAUAAAAAAAUAAGCUUUUUCACCCUAAGAUUCUGUUAAAAAAUGGGAAAUAGGUUUUAUUAUUGCUUUCAGACAAAUAUCUACAAUAUCUUCUACCUUGCUCCUUCCCCACCCCCAACAUUUCUCAGUUCCCUAAAUUAUGAGGGUGGCCAUACUGAAAAGUAGUGGGGUUGGUGACAUCAUAAACAUUUCUGAGAAUGCCAAUGGGACCCACCCUUUGUCCUCUGCUUAACAGAUCUCAACCCAAUUCUGUACGAAGCAGCAGCUAAACAAUAUUUCCCACAAGUAAUAUACAUAAUCUGAUUGCCAUGUGGUUGUAUGCUUUAGUUUUAAAUAUUUACAGCCUUAAUAGGAGGCUGAGUAAGACCUCUGUCCUUAGUCACUGGAAAAACCAAAAAAAAAAAAAAAAAACCAAA